AGAAAUCAUUAUUACAACGAAAUAAAAAUCAAAUCAAAUUAAAAAUAAAUAAAUAAACGUUACAGACACGCAAUUCAAUAACUCUCUUUCCUAUCCCUCCCCUCUCUCUUUCUUAUAAAUUCACUUUCACCUCACCCCUCCUUUUCCACCCUCCCUCCCUCCCUCUAUCGUUUUAUGCUGUGUCCAGUGUCGUUUUGACUCGUUUCAGUUUGUGAGUGUCCUCGAGUCUGUUUGUUUUCACUCCAUCGGAGAAGAACACGUUUCUGUUUUAUCUUUUUUUUUUGUUGCUGUUACACGCUAUUUAGAGAAUCUAAACGGUGUCGUUCCUCUUGACUCGCUUUGAUUUUCUCAGUAGUUGAAUUGGGCUCAGUUUUCAGUUUCAGCUCUCCGUUUCUACACUGUACGUCUCUCCGGUUCAAUACGCUGUCGUGUUUCUGAGUUAAGUUCAAACCGAGUCAACCACGACUCGAGUCGAUUUCAAUCAGAGUCAACCCUAUGUGUGUAAUGAUUUUGAUUGCGAUCUGCGUUAAUAAUUAAAAAAAGGGAAAACAAAAGAGUCUACUGGAGUCGAGAAAGAGGAGUCACAGAGCUUUGGAUCCUAUGAGGUUUGCUUUUCGAUUUUGAUAGGAAAAAAAAAAAAGUAAAGGAAGAAAUCAUGACACAGCUUUUGGAAAUCCUGCCCAAGGAACUCAAAUUUAUUUUUGAAGUGAAGAAGCAAAGCUCAUGCUCAAUACGGCUUACCAAUAACACCUUCCACAAUGUUGCGUUCAAGGUUAAAACAACUUCACCUAAGAAGUACUGCGUGCGACCAAAUGUUGGCAUUGUCGAUCCAAAAUCAACUUUUGAAUUUAUUGUCACAAUGCAAGCUCAAAAGGUGGCUCCUCAUGAUAUGGUGUGCAAAGACAAGUUCUUAAUCCAAAGCGCAAUUGUUCCUGUUGGAACAACCGAGAAGGACAUCACACCUAGUAUGUUUGCCAAAGAUAAUGGCAACCAUGUCGAAGAGGUCAAGAUGAGAGUGGCCCUCAUCAGCCCACCUGAAUCACCGGUACUGUCACCAAUUAAUGGAGUGCUUAAGCAGGGGCCUUUUUUUGAACCUUCUGUGCUGAAAGAUCCUGUGCAGAAUAGAGUUGAAAUUCUCACUCCACCACAAACGAUUGCCAAGAGUUCAGAAUUCAAAAUGACCAAUGGCCAUGAACUCAAUACAGCUAAUGAUGUAGAGUUGAAGCCAAAGAAGGAUGGGAUUCAUGAUCAAGAGUUAAAGCCAAAGACGGAUGGUAUUCAUGAUCAAGAGUUGAAGCCAAAGAAGGAUGGGAUUCAUCAAGAGUCUAAGCUGUCAAAUGAGACGGUUUGGCUACCAAAUAUUGAUGAUGUCGUUGAGAAGGAGUUGAAGCUGGAACAGGACGAAGAGUUGAAGCAAGACAAGGAUGCCAGUAACAAUGAGCUCUCUAAGCUAGCGGAUGAUAUGGAGUCCCCUUCUCUGAAGAAUGAGGAAGUCAUAACAGUGAAUGCUGUGCAGGAGCUGAAGUUGACCCGUGAUGUUGAGGAGAUGAAAUCAAAAUUGCAUGUACUUGAAUUAAAGCUAAACGAGGCAGAGGCUACUAUUUCAAAGUUAACAGAGGAGAAGAGACAAGGCAAUCAAGAACAGAAAAUCUUGCAAGAAGAACUAGAUGUAUUGAGAAGUCGGACAAGCGUAAAAAGAGUGUACGUGGGAUUCCCGCUUCUAUUUGUUCUUAUGACUGCGUUCAUCAGUAUCAUGCUUGGAUACCUUUUACACCGUUGAUACUUAGCCAUUAGAGAUACCUUGUCCAGGUUUGUUCAUAGCUAGAACUUAUAAAAGGAUGGAAGACAAGCAUUCACGCUAUAAAUGCUGCAAGGAAAUAACAGGGGACUAGUUAUGUGUGUCCAAGUUUUCUUGCUCUUUGUGCCCUCUUUCGGGGGGAUGCCUUCAGGAUGUCUGUUUGUUGCAUUUACACACAAAACGAACAACAAUCGAGCGUAGAGAGAUUUCUUCUAUGUAUGCCUAAUAAAAUACAGUAAAAAGACAUUAUUACUCUUUGUAACCACCAAGACACCGCCUUUUGAAGUAAAAAAAAAACUCUCUUCAGGUUGUGUUA
Molecule: messenger RNA, 2114 nt
Organism: Populus trichocarpa (black cottonwood)
Lineage: Eukaryota; Viridiplantae; Streptophyta; Magnoliopsida; Malpighiales; Salicaceae
Product: vesicle-associated protein 1-2
Exons: 9
Coding region: 656-1780 (374 amino acids)
Biological process (GO): endoplasmic reticulum membrane organization
Cellular component (GO): endoplasmic reticulum membrane; plasma membrane
Source: RefSeq, a predicted model, not a curated record